CUUCUUACCGCGGCACUUUGCUUGCGCAAUCCUUUUGGCGUUUUCUUGUUCAUUGCAUUUUCUCUUUUUAUUUUGGCUCCAUCUUGAUGUAAGGAGUGUCAGUAUCUGGUAACAAUUUUUAAGCUAGGGAAAAAACCGUGCUUACUCUUUUAGCUGCAUAUUUUCCUACAUUCGGCGUAGCAUUUGGGUCAGGAUUCUCUUUCACUCUUUGCUUUUGUCAGUCUUUGGGUUCUGAGUUUUUCGGGUCAAGUAUAUAGUGGCAUUGUCCGAAGCAAAGCAGCUUUCGGGUUCCUGCUGCUCGUCUAUAUCGACGAGGUCAAAUUUGAAUCCAUUGCGUUCGAUCCGCGAUUUUUCUUUGCGGACUUUUGGCAAAAAAUUUCAGGUUUGACAUUCUGAGAAGUUUCCGACUCUUUCAACACGGAGAUAACGAUUACUGCUAUUGCAUGCAUGACAAUUAAAGCGGUUCAUUGGGCUUAGAAAUGAUUGUGGAACCCUCAAGUUAUGCUAUAAUGCAUGAUAGGAUUGAUUGAUUGCCUGAACAAUGUCAAGAAUCACAAAGUGGAAGAUAGAGAAGACAAAAGUAAAGGUUGUUUUCCGACUGCAAUUCCAUGCCACGCAUAUUCCGCAAUCCGGAUGGGAUAAAUUGUUUAUAUCUUUUAUACCUUCUGACUCUGGGAAGGCCAUAGCAAAGACAACCAAAGCAAAUGUGAGAAAUGGAACCUGCAAGUGGGCAGACCCAAUUUAUGAAACUACAAGACUUCUCCAAGACCUUAAAUCAAGACAAUAUGAUGACAAACUUUAUAAACUUGUCGUGGGAAUGGGCUCUUCACGGUCUAGCAUCCUUGGGGAAGCGACCAUCAAUCUGGCUGAUUUUGUUGAUGCCUUGAAGCCUACAGCUGUUUCUGUGCAGCUCAAUGGAUGUGAGGCAGGAACCAUACUACAUGUCACUGUGCAGCUGCUGACAUCCAAAACUGGUUUCAGAGAAUUUGAGCAGCAAAGGGAACUCAGAGAGAAGGGUCUGCAGACCAACUCUGACCAAGGCACUAAUGAUGAAUCUGCUGAUAGCAAAGAGUCAUCUCCAGAUCAGAAUGUCAAUAAUCAUAUAAAUAAGGUCAGUGCAGGAGUGAAGUUCAAGAAAGAAUCUAAAGGGCUUGCUCUUGCUUCUUCACUUGAAGUAGAGGCAGGGAUGAAUGAAGAGUGUGCUGACUCAGCUGUUGGACUUGACAGCUCUUCGACUACUUCGGGGAGCAUGUAUGCUGAGAAGCAUGAUAUGUCCUCCACAAACGAACUAGAUGGCCUUAAAUGCACAACUUCUGGUGAUUCGGGUGGAUUAUCCCUCACUCAAAGUCAUCAGCCUGAGAAAGGUGAUGCACUUGGUCCAUCACAGGGCAGUGAUUGGGUCCAAGAUUGGAGGGCGGACGGUGCUGCUGCAAAUGAUAUAUUUACUGCUUCUGAAGAUACUAGCAGACUUAGAGAAGAUUUAGAAGCAAUUGAGUCAUCUAUUCUUGGUCUAAAACUGGAGGUAAGCUCUUUGCGGAAUCAUUCGGAUGCAAUAGGUGCUGAAACGCUAAAUUUUGCUGAGCAACUUGCUGCUGAGAUUUCUUCUGGAGAAGCGCUAUCAAAAGAGGUUGCUGUACUAAAAUCAGAGUGUUUGGAGUUUAAAAAUGACUUUGAACAGCUUAAAAAUUCUAAAUUGAGCUUUACAUAUUCAAUGAUAGAACCAACUGAGACAGAUGAGGAAAAGUUAUUUCAGAAGUCCCAGCUUAGAGGGUUCCAGGAGCUUUUGCUUAUGGAAGAUAAGUUGAGAGAAAUUCAAACAAAGGUGUCCACGGGAUUUCAUGAAAAGAAUUCUAGGUUUCUAGACUCGGAGUUAGAAGCACUAAUUGAGGCUUUGCAAGUUGUUAAGCAAGGGUAUCCAGGAACCAGUGUUGCCAAAGGAAGAGAGAGCAAAGAGAUGGCUUCACAUAAAGGCGAGCAAUUUUUAGCAGGAGCUCGAUCUGAGUCAGAUUUUUUCCAAUCUGAAGGCAUGGCUCAUCUCAUUAGCAUCCCUGGCUUUGUGUCUCAUGAAUCUAGUACUAUAGAUCCUACCCUUGAAAUGAGAGCAAAACUUUUUGAACUUCUUAGAGAGCUAGAUGAGUCCAAAACUGAAAGGGAAGGCCUUGCUAGGAAAAUGGACCAGAUGGAGUGCUACUAUGAAGCUCUUGUUCAGGAACUUGAGCAGAAUCAGAGACAGAUGAUGGCAGAGCUGCAGAACCUCAGGAAUGAACAUUCUGCUUGCCUGUACACAAUUUCAUCUAGUAAGACAGAGAUUGAGAGAAUGCAUCUAAAUAUGAAAGAGCAGACAUUAAAAUUUGAUGAGGACAAGCGCAUUUUGAAUUCUCUUAACAAUGAGCUUGAAAGAAGGGCUGUUUCUGCAGAAGCAGCCCUCAAAAGGGCCCGAUUGAACUAUUCUAUUGCUGUUGGUCAGUUGCAAAAAGACCUCAAGCUACUUUCUUGCCAGGUUCUUUCUAUGUAUGAAACUAACGAGAAUCUCAUAAAGCAAGCCUUUUCUGAUUCUUCACUUCCUUGCCCUGAAACAUUAAAUCAUCUGAAAAGUUUAGAGGAAGGCCUUACUUCAAAUCAAUCACCAUGUCAAACUCAGAAUGCUCUAUUAAACAAGCAGCAUUUAGGCGAGGAUAUUUUACUAAAGGAUUUGAAACAAUCACUCCACUUGCAAGAAGGCUUGUACAAACAGGUUGAAGAAGAAGCCUGCCAUAUGCAUUUUGUGAAUAUAUACCUGGAAGUGUUUUCAAAAGCUUUACAAGAAAUGUUGCUUGAAGCAAAUGUUGACAUUCAACUCAUGAAAGAAAACAUCGAUCAACUCUCUCAGCAGCUGAAACUCUCAACAGAGUCCAAGGAGUUAUUGACACUUAGGCUGCAGAAUGCCAUGAAUGAUAUUCACUCCCUAAAUGAAUACAAGGCCAGUUGCACAGCUAGAAGCAAUGAUAUUGCUCACCAGAAUGAAAUUUUGGAAGCAAGUUUUAAAAGUCUUGCUCAUGAAAACCAUCUUCUUGCUCAGAAAAUCAUUGAAUUGGAAACUCAUCUGGCAGAGUAUAGAAGUUAUGAGAGUAAAUUUGUGGCCUGCAAUGCAGAAAACUUGGAGUUGAAGAAUUUAGUGAAAGAAGAGAGUCAAGCAAAUAACAUUAUUCACAAUGAAAUGUCCACCUUGAGGGAAGAGUUAAAAGCUAGCAGAAGCGAAUUAAAUGAGCUGGUUUCUAUGAAGGACCAUCUGCAGAGUGUGGUCAACUCUGGGUGCAUCAAGUUGCAGAAAGUGAUUGAAUCAUAUGCAAAUAAUUACAGUGGCCUCUCUCUUUGUAGCACAUCUUCUUCUCAGGACUUGAAGUCUAAAGAUCUAGAUGGUCUCAUUUUGCAGCUAGACGAGCUCCAACAUAGUGCAUGUGAUAGGAUUCAGCAACUCAUUGAAGAGAAGAAAGUUUUAGUGAAUGAACAGCAUCUGUCUCAAGUAUCCUUAAAUACUGCAAAAUCAGAUUACAUAGUCAUGAAACAAAAGUUUGAACACGAUUUGCAAGAGAUGGUAGGUAAUCUAAGCACGUCCAGUGCCCUGUUGCAGAAACUUCAGUCAGAGUUUGAAGCAGUUGUUAACACGCUGAAGGCUAGUUCAGAUAUUGAAGAAAUUUACUCGAAGCAUCACAAAGAACUUUUGUCAGUUCUUGAUCAUCUGGAAGCUGAGCUACAACAACUUAGUAUGAGAAAUCAUGACCUUGCUCAAGAAAUUUUAAGGUUAGACACUUUAUCUGGCGACCUUGAAAAGUGUAAGCUGAGUUUAUCAGAAACUACCAGGGAAAAAGAAGCUCUAGAGGCGUCUUUGCAGAAGGAAGUUGAAGAAUCUUCUAUGAUUUCUUCAGAGCUUAAUGCUUUGAAAGAAAGUUUGCAUUCUCUAUAUGAUGAGUUGCAUGCUGAGAAAACAUUCAGAGGAAAAUUAGAGAAAACAGUAACAGAUCUCACUUCAGUAUUGAAUGAGAAGCAAUGCCAGCUGGAGGAUUUUGAUUUAAACAAAAACGAACUAGUCCGGCUCAAGGAAAUGGUUGCAGACCUGGAAAUAGAGAAAUCAAGAGUGUCUGAAUUAUUACUGGAAACUGAUGGACGUCUUAAAGAUGUUUUAAGAGAAUCUUCUUCCAUUAGUUUUCUGGAAACUCAUUUAGCUGAACUGCAUGAUUUUGCAAUAGCAACGGAUGUCGUUAUGAUUUUCACAAGGGCUCAGUUGGAGGGUCAUAUUGAGAAUCUUGUUGAAAAGCUUCACUCAACUUGCAGGCAAGUUGAAGUGCUUCACAAGAAGAAUCUUGAUGUAGAAUCUGAGUUAAAUGGUUUUCUUUCCAGAGAAUCAACUUACAUUGAAGAAAAUGCAAGAUUGUCGGGAAGUGUGGAUUGUUUAAAAUCAGAGUUAGAAUCCUCCACUGCUCAGAGCAGAGCACUAAUUGAUCAAAACAAUGCAAUAAAUGAAGAGCUUUCAGAAUACAAGAGCAGGGCAGAGAAUGCAAUUGAUAUUUCUUGUGAACAUGAAAGCCAGGGUGCUCUUGAAGUUGAAAGGCUGGAGCACUUGUUGGCAAAUUGUAGAAUAGAUAUUGAAGACCUCUUUUUUGAUAAGGAAGAAGUUGAAGUAAAAUGCAUGGUUUUCCAGUCCAAAUUAGAUGAACUGAAAAGUGCAAUGUUCUCGCUAAAACAAUCAGAUGAUGAACUGAUUAGGUUGCAGAUCCAAUACAGUGAACUUACCAAGAGGCUUUCUGAGCAGGUGUUGAAGACGGAAGAGUUCAAAAAUUUGUCCAUUCAUUUGAAGGAGCUCAAAGACAAGGCUGAUGCUGAGUGUCUCAAUGCUCGUGACAGAAGAGGGCAUGAAGGACCACAAGUUGCUAUGCAGGAGUCCUUGAGAAUAGCAUUUAUCAAGGAACAGUAUGAAACAAAGCUGCAAGAACUAAAGCAACAACUUUCCUUGUCCAAAAAGCAUAGUGAGGAAAUGCUAUGGAAACUGCAAGAUGCUAUUGAUGAUAUCGAGAACAGAAAGAAAUCUGAAGCUUCGCACAUAAAAAGAAAUGAAGAGCUGAGAAUGAAGAUCCUGGACCUAGAAGCUGAGUUACAAGCUGUACUUUCUGAAAAACGCAAUUUGUUAAAUGUUUAUGACCUAGUAAAUGCUGAAAAGGAAUGCUCAAUGAUUAGCCUUGAAUGUUGCAAGCAGGAAAAGCAAGAGCUUGAAGAUUCUCUUCUAAAAUGCAAUGAGGAGAAGUCCAGAAUUGCUGUUGAACUUACCUUGAUGAAGGAAUUAAUUGAAGAUGCUGGAUCUCAUCUCAAAUUUUUGAAGGAAGGCAACAACGUAUCACAGAAAAGGACUGGCCCAUCUGAUGAACCCAUUGAAGAACAGCCUCAUUCUAGAAACCCAAUUUCUAACAUUCCAACUGUUGGGAAAGAGAUUGUUGAUAAAUUUCCUCGAAAUUAUUCAUCUGUGGAUCCAUCCUCUAGUCCAUCAAGUCCCAGAGAAGCCAAAUCUGCCUGUGUAGGUUGCAGUCGAGAGCCAGAUAGUCCAGAUACGCCCAUCAAUGCAAAACCUGAGGAAGCACCUGCACUUGGAGGCAUAAAUGGAUGCCAAACUGUUGAAACUGAAGAGAACUUGCAACUUGCUGGACAGAAACAUGCUGCUUUAUCUCAAAGUUUAAAAUCCAGCCUGGACCACUUGAAUAAUGAGUUGCAGUUGGAAAAAAUGAAGAAUGAGAAUUUAUUUACAUCGGUAGAUGACUGUAACUUCGAGUCAAGUUUUCCAGGCUUGCAAAGAGAAUUGAUGCAGCUCCAUGAGGCUAAUCAAGAGUUGGGAGAUGUAUGCCCUGUGUUCAAUGAAAUCUCCGUCAGUGGUAAUGCACUGGAAAGGGUUCUUGCUUUGGAGAUUGAACUUGCUGGAGCAUUACAGGCCAAGAAAUCAAGCUUACAAUUUCAGAGCUCUUUCUUGAAGCAACACAGUGACGAGGAAGCAAUUUUCCGAAGCUUCAGGGAUAUCAACGAGUUAAUCAAAGACAUGCUGGAACUAAAGGCAAGACACGUUGCUGUGGAGACGGAACUGAAAGAGAUGCAUGACCGUUACUCUCAGUUAAGUCUUCAGUUUGCAGAAGUCGAAGGUGAAAGACAAAAACUCAUGAUGACUCUCAAGAAUUCCAGGACACCCAGGAGGGACCAUUCCUUGUAGCCAAUAGAAACUGCAUUUGCCAUCCGCCGCCCCUGCACGAGCUCAUCAUUCAUGGUUCCAUCCUGUCAGCCCUCCCUGUUUAUUAUCGGAUAAGGUUAUGGUAUAUCUAUAUAUAAUGGGGCCUUUUCGGCCAUGCCCGGGAUUCCUGCAAGUGUUGUUAUGCCAUGUCUUCAUUUUACAAAUGAAGACGCCGAUAAAUACUUUGUAAAUAAAAUAUUUCCCUCCUUGGUUCGUGCCCUGUAACAUCUCGGUUUUAGUCUCGGCACUGUAAUUGUUUUGCUGUACAGAAACAAUUAAGUUCAUACAAAUAUCAUUUCUAUUUAAAUUUUUGGGACGAUGAAGAGGUUUUUGUUUA
Molecule: messenger RNA, 6581 nt
Organism: Neltuma alba
Lineage: Eukaryota; Viridiplantae; Streptophyta; Magnoliopsida; Fabales; Fabaceae
Product: coiled-coil domain-containing protein 18
Exons: 11
Coding region: 542-6226 (1894 amino acids)
Source: RefSeq, a predicted model, not a curated record